Trichomonas vaginalis G3 is the source of this 2136-nucleotide messenger RNA. RefSeq lists its product as uncharacterized. Bases 1 to 2136 code for a protein of 711 amino acids. The transcript has a single exon. The record is from RefSeq and is a predicted model, not a curated record. Lineage: Eukaryota; Parabasalia; Trichomonadida; Trichomonadidae.
AUGCCUCCAAAUAUCAAGACAAUUUGUGCAGGUUGCUUUUGUGAAGAUUCAAAUUUAGAUUCAAUAACUUUACCAGAUACUGUGGAGACAAUUGAUGCAUUUAGCUGGGAAGAUGGUUCUGUCUUCUAUUCAGCUUUAAAAGAAAUCAUUAUUAAACGAACAUCAAAUCUAAAGAGAAUUCUUGAUGCCGCCUUUGAAAGCUCCAUGAUCACUUAUAUUUUCAUUCCACAAUACUUAACAUCAUUAGAUGCUGGUUCAUUCUUAAGAUGCAGACAAUUGUCAAGAAUUGAAAUUGAUGAAAACAACCCAGUAUAUCAAUCAGAAGGUUUAGUAAUCUUUUCAGAUAAUAAAGCAACGAUAUAUUGUGUUUCACCAAAUUUAACAGAUACUUUUGUCAUUCCAUCAACAAUAACCAAGCUUUCAGCGUCAUGCUUUCGUGGAGUGCCAAUAACAAAUAUCAUUCUACCUUCAACUCCAAUAUCUUUUUCGAGAUAUUGCUUAGGCGAAACCAAAAUAACAAAUUUCACGUUCCCAGAAACAUCAACUGCAGUAGAAGAAAAUAUGUUUUCCAACAAUAUAUAUUUAAAAUCAGUUGUUUUGGAUGAUAAUAUUGUUACAAUAUGUGCUUCUGCUUUUUCGCAAUGUGAAAAUUUAGAGAACAUUAAUCUUCCUCCAAAAUUGACAACAAUAUUGAAUUCUGCUUUCUUAUAUUGUUAUAGUUUGAAGCAAUUAACAUUCCCUGCAUCUCUAACAACUUUGGGAGAAUCUGUAUUCGGAAAUUGUAUUCUUAAAAUAAAUACAUCACAAAAUACUCACUUUUUAUCUGUAGAUGAUAUGUUAUUUUCAAAAGAAAAUACAUUACUAACUGAUUAUUUUGGCCAAGAUCCUGAAGCUUCCUUGAAAAUUCAUUCUCAAUGCACUAUCAUUGGAACAGGAACAUUUUCAGGGAAAAAAUUGAAGAAACUGACAUUUGAUGGGAAUUCAUUGACAGAAAUCAGAGAAAGUGCAUUUUCAAGUUCAACAUUAGUUGAGAUAACAUUGCCGAGCAGCUUGACAACACUUGGUUAUAAAUGUUUUGAUUCAUGCUAUAAACUAACAACCGUAACAUUCAUGGGAAACAAAAUCACAUAUAUUCCAAAUUAUUGUUUCAGCAAUUGUUUUAUGCUAAGUGAAUUUCAAUUGCCAUCAUCAAUAACUACCAUUGGGGAUUAUGCAUUCAGUAGUUGCUUCGGCAUCAGUGAUGUUGGAUUCCAAAAUACAGAAAUAAGUAUUCUCGGAAUGUAUAGUUUCACAAUGAGUGGACUUAGCGCAUUUGAUGUUUCUCAUUCUCUUUCAAAAGUUGGAUUUGGAUGUUUCGAAUCAAGCUUAUUAAAUCACGUCGAAAUUUCUGUUGAAAGUAUUCCAGAACUUUGUUUCAACAACUGCACAUUGUUGAAUUAUCUAGCAUUGAAUGAUGGUAUUUCUUCUAUUGAUGAUAAAUCAUUUAUGGAUUGUAUCGGUCUCACAUCGCUCACAAUUCCGAGCACAGUUGAAACAAUUCGUUCAUUUGCUUUCAAAGGCUGUACAUCGUUGUCUAUGAUUACUCUGAGUUCAGGCAGCAGACUUCGAAAUAUCUAUGGUGGUGCAUUUUUCGACUGCGACAAUCUUAACACAGUAAAAUCGAACAGUGAGAACCAUACUUACAACAAUGGAGCGUUGACUGAUGUCAAUGAGACAAUUCUGAUCACAUUUUUCCCAUCAAUUAGAAUUACAACAUUUAUUGUUCCUGUUUCAAUGAAGUCAAUCGGAAACUAUGCUUUCAUGGGAAGCAAGUAUUUGACUCGAGUUCUCUUCUAUGGUGAUCGGCUCAUAGAUAUUGGAUAUAUGUCAUUCACGAAUUGCACAAGUCUUUCUUUCUUAUAUAUUCCUUCAUCAAAUCUUGCUACUAUUUGGAAGGAUGCGUUCACUGGUUGUACAAAACUUCGGAACUGUGGUUCUAUUCAAUGCAUGAAAACCAAGCGAAGUAAGUUUACAGAACGUGGCAUCCCAGAUAUUGCCUUUGUUGAGAUUUGCCCAGAAAAAGAAGCAUCAUGCAAGCAGAAUAGUUUUUCAUCAUUACCAGGUAUAUCUAGUAUUGCUGUUUUUAUUUUAAUUUAA